ACUCCCGCUGCACCACAGCUGUAUUUUUUUUUUAAACAUUUGAACUUAAUCCGCCCCCCGCCCGGAGAGAGGAGCGGGGAGGAUUCGGGGUGAAGGCGGACUGUUUUUGGAGCGCGCCGUCAGAGCGCAGAGGAUUCUCCCACAGACCUGUCUGUCUCACAUGCAGAAUCAUCCAUAACACCCCCCACUGUCUGAUGAGACCCCGGUGGAGAGGAGGACCGGUUGUAGCAUCCUUUUCUUCUUCUUCAUCACCUCCACACUCAUCCUCCCCCUCUUCGCCACCAUGUCCUCGUCGUCGCGCAAGAUCUCCACCGGCUCUUUCAGCAGCUCCGUGGGCUCCGAUUGCGGGCUGGAGAGCCCUGGGGGAGACGGAGGGGACGGCGGGCUGGAGCCGGCUGAGGAGGUGCGGGGCUGCCCCUUCUCCUCCAUCCCGUCCUCACGCAGAGCGGCGCUGUGGAACGGCCGCAGCCCCGCCGACAGGACGCCGUGCCCGGCGGGCGAGGAGCCGCAGGGACCGUUCGUCCCCCACAAGAGGAUGACCAGGAGGAGACGGGUGAACCUGGACUCGUUGGGGGAGAGCUUGAGGAGGCUUACCUCACCCACGACGCAGACUGUUCAGGAGGCUCUUCAGCGAACUCUGCAGUUUUACAGACAACAAGAGAUCAGGUGUCAGGAGGUUGGCAGUGAGGACACACAAAGAGAGAAGAAAGAGGACAACUGUCCCUUUCUAGAAAAUUCUGGUUCAGAAGAAGACAUCCUUCAAAUCCUCCAGUACAUGGCAACUAUAUUAGGAGUACCAUUCUGUGAGCUGCGGGAACACUUUGGAGAGGAGUUCUUUAACGUCUGCUUUGAAGAAAACGUGCGUGUCCUCCGGGCUGUGGGCAGCAAUCUCCAGGACUUCUUCAAUGGCUUUGAUGCCAUUUUGGAGCACAUUCGCACCUCUACCGGACGUCGCGCCUCUUCUGAAAGUCCUUCCUUUCAGUGCAAGGAUCCCCAUGAACAGGAGACAGGGAAACGGAAGUUAGACAAAGCGGGAGAGGUGGGAGAAAGAGAUGGAAGAGGGACGGUGUUGCUUCUUCAUUGCUUCAACCCAGCUCCUGUUGUUGGAUUGGUCAUGCCGGGACUAAUCACAGCUGUUGCCAGGCAGAUUUUUCGUUCAGAAGUUGAGGUGGAAGAGGUGCCACCUCUGACUCCGUUAUUUCCCAGUGACGAUACCGAACACACAGACGAUGACUCCUCAACUCCCACUCCGACUGCAUCCCCAGCUACUUCCCCGUCCUCUUCACCUUCACCUCCGUCUUCUUUCCCAACAUCUGCUCCCACAGUUUGCCUGUCGUUCCAAAUCCAAGAGAUAUCUCCUUCUUCUCUUUCUUCUCUCUCCAAUGCCUCUUCAGUGAGCUCCACUCGAGCUCCUCUUUCACUCUCCACAAACCCCAGUGACCUGUGCAUUGGGCUGGCCACAUUUUGUCGCGCCUUCCCAUUCCACCUUGUCCUAGGGCCUCGCAUGGAGCUUCUGCAGCUUGGAGAAGGCUUGAGGAAGCAGGCUCGCAUUGAGUCUCAUCGGGGUCUCUCAUUUAAGGACUGCUUUGAGAUCAUCUCACCCAGGAUGGAGCCUUCAUUUCAAGGCAUCCUGUUGAGGCUUGCAUCUCCAUUUACAAUCCGGACCAGGCCGGACUCUGCACAGGCUGGUGCAAAGGAGAAGAUCAUGGAGCUGAAGGGUCAGAUGAUACAUGUCCCUGAGUCUUGCUCUGUGAUGUUUCUGGGCUCACCUCGUGUUGAUAAGCUGGAGGAACUGAUGGGCCGAGGUCUACACUUGUCAGAUAUUCCCAUCCACGAUGCCACGCGGGACGUUAUCUUAGUGGGAGAGCAGGCGAAGGCCCAGGAUGGCCUCAAGAAGAGGAUGGAUAAGAUCAAGGCCACAUUGGAGCGGACGCACCAAGCCCUGGAGGAGGAGAAGAGGAGAACCGUGGAUCUCCUUUAUUCCAUAUUUCCCGGCGAUGUGGCGCAGAAGCUGUGGCAGGGUCAGCAUGUGCCCGCUCGUAAGUUUGAUGACGUCACCAUGCUGUUCUCGGACAUCGUUGGCUUUACGGCUGUGUGUGCCCAGUGCACACCUAUGCAGGUCAUCUCCAUGCUGAACGAGCUGUACACUCGCUUCGACUACCAGUGUGGAAUUCUGGACGUAUAUAAGAUUGAGACAAUAGGUGAUGCCUACUGUGUGGCUGGGGGACUUCACAAGAAAGUUGACAGUCAUGCCAAACCAAUUGCACACAUGGCUCUGAAGAUGAUGGAACUUUCUGAGGAGGUGCUGACACCAGAUGGAAAACCUAUCAAGCUAAGAAUAGGUAUCCACACUGGCUCUGUGCUGGCAGGCGUGGUCGGGGUUAAAAUGCCACGUUACUGCCUGUUUGGGAACAAUGUGACGCUGGCCAGCAAGUUUGAAUCUGGGAGCAAACCAAGGUGUAUCAACGUCAGCCCCACAACGUACCUGUUGCUAAAAGACGAUUGUACGUUUUCAUUCUUCCCACGUUCUCGCCUGGACCUCCCAGAGAAUUUUCCCAAAGAGAUUCCCGGAACAUGUUACUUCCUAGAGGCGGGAACCUCUCACAGUCACGCCUCUUUAACCAGCUCCCGCUCUGUGCCCCCAGCUUCUAUGAGAAAAGUCUCAUACAGCAUUGGGACCAUGUUUCUAAGAGAGACAAGUUUGUAAGUCACGUAGAAAGGACAGGACAUGUGGCUAUUCCUUAAGGCUGGAUUGGAACCUGUGGAAUAUGCAGGAAACCUACACACAGAUCAAUAGAUAUGCACAUGCAUGUGGAAGCUUGGAUAUAAACCUGUGCGUUGGAAACAUCAAAAAUGCUUUCUUAUCAAAAAGUGAAAAAGGACAAGAUGCCAUUUGAGCAGUGGAAGAUAAUGUCACGUGGGACAUGAAAACUAUGCUGCAGAGUCUUAUAUGGAAGAAUCUCGAAAAUGUAACCUAAAAAAACAAAGAAAAAACAUGGGAGAUGGACAAACCUGACUAUGAAACCUUAAAACCCAGCUGU
This is a messenger RNA of Thalassophryne amazonica, 3041 nucleotides long. It is a transcript of the gene gucy1a2, whose product is annotated as guanylate cyclase 1, soluble, alpha 2. Gene Ontology annotation, biological process: cGMP biosynthetic process; response to oxygen levels. Gene Ontology annotation, molecular function: guanylate cyclase activity; heme binding. The record is from RefSeq and is a predicted model, not a curated record. Lineage: Eukaryota; Metazoa; Chordata; Actinopteri; Batrachoidiformes; Batrachoididae. Bases 284 to 2707 code for a protein of 807 amino acids. Gene Ontology annotation, cellular component: guanylate cyclase complex, soluble. The transcript has 9 exons.